AUGGCAGACACAGAGCAGGGAAAUCAAACAUCUGUCGCGGAGUUCAUCCUCUUGGGAUUCGGGGAUCUUGUUGACCUCCAGAUCCUUCUCUUUCUGCUGUUUCUAGUGAUCUAUAUUGUGACUGUCACUGGGAACAUCCUCAUUGUGGCGCUAAUUGUGACUGAUCAGCACCUUCACACCCCCAUGUACUUCUUCCUGGGGAACCUGUCCUGCUUGGAGACCUGCUACACCUCCACCAUCCUGCCCAGAAUGCUGGUCAGUCUUCUGACUGGGGACAGAACCAUUUCUGUCAGUGGUUGUAUUGCACAGUUUUAUUUCUUUGGUUUCCUAGUGACUGUUGAGUGUUAUCUCUUAUCUGCAAUGUCUUAUGAUCGUUACUUAGCCAUCUGUAACCCACUCAAUUAUGCAGCCAUCAUGAAUAAUGCAAUUUGUAGCCAAGUAGCAGCUGGAUCUUGGAUGACUGGAUUCUUAGUUAGCAUCAUCAUCAUAUUUUUAAUAUCACAAUUAACAUUUUGUGGCCCCAGUGUAAUUGACCAUUUCUUUUGUGAUUUCACCCCAAUAAUAAAGCUAUCCUGCAGUGACACCCACAUGAUGGAACUCGUCACUUUCAUGCUGACAUUUAUAACUACCCUGCCCCCAUUUCUAUUAACCCUGGCAACCUAUGUUUAUAUUAUAUCUACCAUCCUGAGAAUCCCUUCUACCACCGGGAAGCAAAAGGCAUUUUCCAUCUGCUCCUCUCACCUCAUUGUAGUUACAAUUUUCUACGGGGCCAUAAUGAUUGUCUACAUGCUGCCAAAAACUGACACACUGCGAGAUCUGAACAAAGUGUUCUCUGUCUUGUACACAGUUCUGACUCCACUGGUCAACCCCCUCAUCUACAGCCUGAGAAACAAAGAGGUGAAGGAGGCCCUGAGAAAAGCUGUCAGGAAAUGUUUGGCUUUCACAAGAAUGUAG
Terrapene triunguis (Three-toed box turtle) is the source of this 954-nucleotide messenger RNA. RefSeq names its product olfactory receptor 6N1-like. Gene Ontology annotation, biological process: G protein-coupled receptor signaling pathway. The transcript has a single exon. Bases 1 to 954 code for a protein of 317 amino acids. Lineage: Eukaryota; Metazoa; Chordata; Testudines; Emydidae. Gene Ontology annotation, molecular function: olfactory receptor activity; G protein-coupled receptor activity. Gene Ontology annotation, cellular component: membrane. The record is from RefSeq and is a predicted model, not a curated record.